Molecule: messenger RNA, 1569 nt
Organism: Fusarium keratoplasticum
Lineage: Eukaryota; Fungi; Ascomycota; Sordariomycetes; Hypocreales; Nectriaceae
Product: F-box domain-containing protein
Exons: 1
Coding region: 1-1569 (522 amino acids)
Molecular function (GO): protein binding
Source: RefSeq, a predicted model, not a curated record
AUGCCAUCUAUCCCUCAUCUCAGCGCUCUCCCUCCAGAGCUUCUAAGCCAUGUCGUAUCCCUUUUGCCUCAAGACGCCCUGCUUCAAACGCGACUUGUCAACCAUCACCUAAACUCCCUGGCUACACGCAGCGCAUUUCACUCCAUCCGCUUGGUAGCCUACGGCGACAGCUCCAGAAAGUUCAGAGCCCUGGCCGAUUCACAUCUUCGUGUCCAUGUCCAAGAUGUGACAGUCGACACCUGGCUCGGCCCUGACUUUAAAUAUCGAAUGCACAAUGUCUGGCAGCUGCCAGAAGAUUUCGUCGAUUGCUUCCCGUUCUUGUCCUGCUUUCGAAGUCUCAAACGUCUACACCUCAGAUUCCACGAGGACUGUGCAGAAUUUGGAGAAGGCGACGCUGAUGAAUCCAAUGAUGAUCGAUUUGAGAUUCUCCUCAAGAUAUUCCGGUCCCUAGCAGGCAACUGGUCCAAGGAGAAGGAGAGAAUCACCGAACUAGUUGGGGACCUGGCGGAUUCUGUCUUUUAUCCCGAGGAGAAGCUGCCACCAACCAUAAACGGGCCUCCUAUUCAGCUUUCCAGUCUGACCAUUCGCAACUUGGGCGACAAUCACGAGCCACGGGUUACUUCUUCAGAAGCCUUCAAGUUGGUUGUGGGCCCGGCAAUUCGUGAUCUCAGGCUUCACAUCACGACUGAGACUGCAGGGGAAGAGAGAACCACUGAAAACGAUUCCGUCGCCAAGUAUAUCUCGUUCGAGAAUCUGCAUACCACGUGGCUUAGCCCGGAUAUCGUCGCUGACCUUCACACACUCUCCCUCUACUGUCAAGAGCCGUGGGGUUUCAGCCCGAGGAUGGACUUUCGCCGGCUUGGGAAAGGUAGAGGGCUGCCCAAUCUCAAGGUUCUCGCUUUGGGAAAUUACACCUUUAGUCACGAAUGGCAGAUUGAUUGGUUUGGCUCGCUGAACCUGGAGAAGCUUUACCUGGACGACUGCGCUGUCCUGCAUCAGUACGACUGUCGACCGGCGGACAUGGAUCGCGGUGAGACUAUAAUAGGACAGGACGACUUCGGCAACGAUAUAUCUAUUUCCAACGAAGGAUACUAUAAGUCGGUAAAUGACGACGAAGAACCUAAUGGACCUCGUGAGGCGAUCGUCACGACACCCACCGCCUUGCGCUGGCACAUGAUACUCUCCCGCUGGCGAGAGACCAUGACAAACCUACGAGUCUUCAAGAUGGGAAGCGGCGACUGGUGGCGCCAGGCAGCGUUCAGGACUUUUGACUGCCCCGAUCCAGAGACCCACGGGGAGGACAUCUUUAGGUUCGGACUGGGUCUCUCGCAGGAGAGGUGUGACCAGCUGUUGUACAGGUACCGCACUUACGAAUGGGUGGAUUGGAGGGAGUGGGAAGAGGAGCACUGCAGUUAUAUUGCGCAUAUGGAGCAAGGGGGGGAGGAGUGGGAUACUGAUAAGGAGGGAUUUGGUCUGUGGAGGAUGGAGGAUGGGUUGAGGGCUAGGGACGAGGAGGCGCUGGAUCUCUUUGUUUCGACGGUGGAGGAGAGGGCAAGGAAGAUUAGAUGA